UUUCAGUCCCAUCAGUCCCCUUGCAGACUUGGAACCACAAUUCUCGACACCAAAAACCUCACAAAGAGUGACCUUUCCCCCUGAUUUAUAUUUGCACUUUUUAGCAUAAAUGUAACUGUAAGGUUGUGUAUGGUCUACAGUAGGUUUGCCUUUUUGUGUCACAGAAACCAGUCAGAUAAACAGGAUUUUGUUUUUUUUUCGUAUUUUGUAGCUAAAGCAGAUGUGUGUGUCACUAUAUAUUGCACAGGGCAGGGACAAAACUGUUGGGCUAAAAACAGAAGCAAAACUCCUCCCUCUCAGCACAGAAAACAGGAAGAAGGGACAAGAAGUCAGUACCUAACGCUACUGCUGGUAAUGUAUUUGAAAACAAACCAGAAAAGCAAGACAAUCCAGUAAAUGAGACUUUUGUUGAUAUAAGAGGGAAUUUAUGAGUGUUUGCUGAAAGUGUUUGGAGCCAACAGUGCUGAUCCUGAACACUGGCUGAGCAAAUACAAGUGAAAUUGUGAAAGUGAAAGUAAGUCAACUGUCUGACAGCCGAAGGAGAAACCAACAGAAUGGCCUCCAGUGCAUCACAGUCUGAGGUGGACUGUACCUGCCCUGUGUGCUGUGAUAUAUUUACGGAUCCUGUUAUCUUGUUGUGCGGUCACAGCUUCUGUAAGGACUGUCUUCAGCAGUGGUGGAGACAAAGUAGACUCCAGACAUGCCCGGUCUGUAAGGAAAUAUUUCCGAUGGCUCAGCCUACACGAAAUCUGCGGCUGAGAAACCUGUCUGACACCUUGAGACGAGAGAGGAGUCAGAAAGCGAACUCAGGAUCUGAGGAUAUGUGCAGUCUGCACGGUGAGAGGCUGAAGCUCUUCUGUCAGGAUGAUCAACAGCUCAUCUGUGUGAUUUGUAGGGAUUCACAAAAACACAAGAAACACAAUCCUGUCCCCACUAAUGAAGCAGCAGAAGCCUACAGGGCUCAACUCAAGUUUAAGACACUGCAUUUAAAAACCAAACUGGGGUCGUUUCAAGCACAAAAACUCAACUAUGACAAAAUGGCCGGCCACAUCAAGCUCCAGGCUCAGCAGACUGAGAGGACGAUCAAAGAGGAGUUUCUGAAGCUUUACCAGUUCCUGCGAGCAGAGGAGGCUGCCAGGAUUGAUGCAGUGAGGAAAGAGGCGACGCUCAAGAGUGAAGCGAUGAACAUCAGGAUUGUUAAUCUGACUGCAGAGAUCUCCUCGCUUGAAGACAGAAUCAGAACCACAAAGAGGGAGAUGAUGGCUGAGGACAUCUCAUUUAUGCUGAAUGUCAGAUCCACAAUGAAGCGAUCCCAGUGCAACCUGCCAGACCCAGAGACUCCAUCAGGAGCCCUGAUUGACGAGGCCAAACACCUGGGGAACCUGCUGUUCACAGUCUGGAGGAAGAUGAAGGACAUAAUCCAAUACACUCCUGUAACUCUGGACCCCAACACUGGCGACCCACUAUUGAUUAUAUCAGAGCACAUGACCCGUUUGACAGAGAGCAAAAAGAGUCAGCCGCUUCCUGAAAACCCUGAAAGGCUGCAGAAUUCAGACAUCCUCGGCUUUGAGGGCUUUAGCUCUGGAAAACACAGCUGGGAUGUGGAGGUGGAGGCAGAGCAGUAUUGUUGGGCUGUUGGUGUGGCUGCUAGAACUAAAAAGUCAAUCAAUAAAGGGUUCUGGGGCAUUUCCAAACAUACCAAAGACCCUCUGUUAGAAUAUAUUCAAGAGAGAGAAAAGGAAAUUGAAUUACAAGGUUCAGAGCCCCAAAAGAUCAGAGUGCAUCUAGAUUAUGACCAAGGCUUACUAUCAUUUUUUGACCUUGAUAGGAAAAGACCUGUACACACCAUCAAAUACACUUUCACUAAAACUGUCUUUCCAUAUUUUCUUGGGAAGGCAAAAAUCCUUCCAGCUGUAGUGUCAGUGAAGAUAAGACAGUAGAUAUGUAAUGUCUUCAAUGGCACUGGAAGAACAAUGUGAAGUUAAAAAAGCAACAACCCUGAUGUCCCUGGGUUUACCUCAGCUUGGACUUUCAGCUUAUAAUUUUGAACAGCCUGCGUCACAAGCUGGAGGGAUGGGGUUUGAAAGGCAUUUAGGGAGCAAUGAGGGUCUGAUGGAAGAUGCCAUUGGGGUGCAUUCUGGGAAAUGUAGGAUCCAGUGCUUUCGGAGGUUGACGCCUACUUGGGAUUACAAGUCAGGAUAUCUCCACCUCUGCUGCUUUAAGUUUGAUUAUUGUCAUUUAAAGCUAGCUCUUUUGCUGUGGGGUACUGGGGGUCCAUCUCUGAAGCUGCUGCUCACUUGGCGGUGGGGAAAGAGGCGGAGGACAUACUUUGAGGCUCUAGCUAACGUUAGCUACAUUGACGUGAACUUAAAGCUCCAGCUAUGAGUCUUUGGCCCAGUUAGCGGAGGGCAAAACUAUUACCAACAUUUUCUCUCCAUCUCUCUGUAUGGAAUUAUGAAACUAAAUAAUUGUAGAGUCAGUUUAAUAUAAUUCAUUGAAUGUUGUAAGUAGAUUGUAGAGCUGAAUAUAUGAAUUUGUUGAAAGUUUGAGUUUUUGAAAUCAAUUCUAGUUUAAUUUUAUGAUGAACUCUGAAUGUAUCCAGUGUUUUGAUUAAAUUUCAUAUAUCAGCUGUUUUUAAUGCUGAUAUAUGAAACAGACUGUUAGAGUUUUAUCAUGUAAAUAUUUU
This is a messenger RNA of Epinephelus moara (kelp grouper), 2686 nucleotides long. Its product is annotated as zinc-binding protein A33-like. NCBI's taxonomy places the organism in Eukaryota, Metazoa, Chordata, Actinopteri, Perciformes, Serranidae. The transcript is spliced from 6 exons. The record is from RefSeq and is a predicted model, not a curated record. Gene Ontology annotation, molecular function: zinc ion binding; protein binding. The coding region runs from base 555 to 1940 and encodes 461 amino acids.